Messenger RNA from Psammomys obesus (fat sand rat), 339 nucleotides. It is a transcript of the gene Atp5me, whose product is annotated as ATP synthase membrane subunit e. The transcript has 4 exons. Gene Ontology annotation, molecular function: proton transmembrane transporter activity. NCBI's taxonomy places the organism in Eukaryota, Metazoa, Chordata, Mammalia, Rodentia, Muridae. Gene Ontology annotation, biological process: proton motive force-driven ATP synthesis. The record is from RefSeq and is a predicted model, not a curated record. The coding region runs from base 65 to 280 and encodes 71 amino acids.
GGCGUCCUGUGCUCUCGCUGUCUUCCGCCUCGGUUGAUCUUCCGGCGCGAAGGUCACGGACAAGAUGGUGCCCCCUGUUCAGGUCUCUCCGCUCAUCAAGUUCGGCCGAUACUCCGCCCUGAUCCUCGGCAUGGCCUACGGCGCCAAGCGCUACAGUUACCUGAAACCUCGGGCAGAGGAGGAAAGGAGAAUAGCAGCGGAGGAAAAGAAGCGACUAGAUGAGCUGAAACGCAUUGAGAGAGAACGGGCGGAAGCUGAAGAUGACAGCAUCUUGAAGUGAUGCACCGGUGAGCUUGCCUUUCUCUCGUCGCUGAGGAUGAAUAAAGCUUUGCUCUAUAA